UGCUCGGAGCACGCGUCUGGUCAGGACGGGACUGAGCGGUGCUGUGAGGAGUCUCCUCGCAGCCAACUCAUUCGUUGCUGACCCGAAGCGAUUCUGAGAGUUCUUUUUCUUGCAAGUUCCCUCGAGGCCAUACCACAGGAGUUGGUGACCCGGAGGUUUUUCCGAGGCAUCCCCACUCCCUGUGGGAGUGGCCCUCGAGGCCAGGCCACAGGCCUUGGUGACCCGGAGCUUUUCUGGGCAUCACCAGUGCUUGUGGAAGGUGCCCUCGAGGCCAGACCACGGGACUUGGUCACCUGCAGUCCCUGUGGAAGGUGCCCUCGAGGUCAGACCACAGGACUUGGUCACCUGCAGUCCCUGUGGAAGGUGCCCUCGAGGCCAUUUUGUGACAUUUGCCCACCAGGGUUUUUUCUGAAGCGUCUCUCGUGCAAGUUCCCUUGAGACAAGACUGUGGGAUGGCAGGGAGACGCUUCAGCCUGUUCAGGCUGCUGAGGAGGAAGAAGAGCAGGAGAGGCCCUGGGGUGGCCCCAGCACAGCAAGCUGAGGAGCCCCUGCAGCAGGAUCCAGGCCAGGACUGGACAGAGGAGCAGGACCGCCCCCGUGGCCGCUUCCGCAGGGCAGUUCAGAGGUUGCUGAAAAUCAUGCGCAUUCGGCGUAGAACACCCAGAACCACACCACCUGAGCUCGUGUCAGAGCCUGACACCAGGCCAGCUGAGCUCAAGGAGAAGCCUGAUGGCAGCACCGCGCCGAUUGAUCUCACGGCAACCUCUGACACCGCUGUGAGUGAGGACACGGCCAACCCUGACACCGCACUGGCCGACCCCAUUGCGAAGGAUGACACAGAACCCAGUCAUUGCACAGCAAAGCCCAACACCGCUUUGGCUGAAGACACAACCAGCUCUGACACCACAGCAACUGAUGUCAUGGUCAAGGUUGACAUGGCGCCGAUGGCCAUUGAUGGCACAUCACCCUCUGACGCGGCACCGAUGGACGGCACAGCAAAGCCUGACACCGCUUUGGCUGGUGACACAACCGGCUCCAACACUGACCUCGUGGCACAGGCUGACAUCACACCGAUGCCGACUGAGGGCAGAGUAAGCUCUGAUGAGGCACCGAUGGAUGAUGCAGCAAACCCUGAGACUGCCGUGACCGAUGACACAACCAACACUGAAACCACAACAAGUGACCUCAUGGCAGAGGGUGACACCACGAGUGAGGGCAUCGGAAACGCUGCCACCACGUCAGCUGAGAGUGUGACUGAUGCUCCCAGUGUGCACUUUUUGGAGGGGAAAGGUGUCUCCAGUUGGAAGCCAGUGCCGGCCAUCGUUUGGUACAUCCACCAUGACCUCACCUCCCACGUGUCUCCGCACACUGACAUCUGCAGGCUCGCUGAGGCACACCCAUGCGAUGUGGUGAUGACUCUCCUGCGCUGUGCCCCAGAGUGUGACAGGUACAGGGCCCAGCUGCCUUGCUGGCUCAGGGAUCACCAACCCUUACAACCCCUCACCCUGCAGAGCCUGUCCCAUGUGGUCUGCCAGACAGAUGGAGACUUCCAGGAACCUCGGGCCCCUCCAUUUCCCAGCCCUGGCCUAGCUGCUGCAAUGAUGUGGAGCAGCAUUGGCUCCUCGGAAACAGCAGUGGAGAAGGUGCUGCCAACACUGCUCCGAGUGAUGGAGGACUGGCCAGUGCACGGAAUGUCCACCUCGGAUGGCGACAACAGAGACGUGUUUGCCCUGGCUGCAACCCUGGCACUGUGGCUGAUCAUCCAGGAGCCCAAGUGCCAGGAUGCAGUCAUGAAUUACAUCCCCCGCCUGCUCGUGGCUCUGCUGUUCCAAGUGUCCAUGAGCACAGAGCAGGUGCCAGAAGAGGUGAACACCUUCUGGAGGGGAUGCCUGGAGCAACACCGCCUCCCCACCCAGCCCAGCAGGUUUUUGAUAGAGACCAUCAAGGCCCUGCUCUGCCACCUGCCAUGGGAGGAUAUUUGGAUGGCAAGGAAGCGCAGGCUUGCCUGGGACCCACUCCUAAAUUCUGACACCCAUCACUAUGCAGUGGGUCUGCAUGUCAGGGAGAUGCGCCGCCAACUGACCCCCUCCCAUUCCCCACUGGCAAUCCACCUGCUGGGGCUGCUCAGCUCUGAGGACCCCCGUUGGGAGCUGCCUGCCCUGGAGUUCCUGGUGGAGCUCCUGGACUUUCUGGACGGAAGGAGAUGUCACAGCAGUGUUGAGCAGAUCCUGUCAAGGCACCUGCAGAGCGAGUGCCCAGAGAGACGUCGCCUGGCUCUCCGAGGCCGCAUGGUGCUCUGGAUGGAUCUGUCAAUGGCCCAAAGCAUCUGCAGCCUGUCUCAACACCUCCUGGAGCUGCUGCCUGAUGCAGACGGAGAGCUGGUUGUGAUGACCCUCUCUGUGCUUGUGACUGUGCUCCGGGACAAAGACAUUCGGGCACUCAUCUCCACUGCCCCCAAGCUGGCUGAGGCGCUCCGGCCACUCUUAGACAACCUGUCCUCCUUUCACUUCUUCCAAACGGUGAUGGAGGUACUGGUGGAAGGGGGAACACAGCCCUUGGAGAUGCAGAUGCACCAGAGCCUGGUGCUGUGGUUCUUCCUGCAGUAUGAUGAGCACCAGUGCGUGGCAGAGGUGCCGACCAUCGUGAGAUCCAUGCACCAGUGCCUCACCUCCCACAUGGCUCCAGGUGUCACGAUGCACAAGAACAUCUGCAGGCUCGCUGAGGCACACCCACGGGAUGUAGUGAUGACUCUCCUGCGCUGUGCCCCAGUGUGUGACAGAGCUGCUGCAAUGAUGUGGAGCAGCAUCGGCUCCUCGGAAACAGCAGUGGAGAAGGUGCUGCCAACACUGCUCCGAGUGAUGGAGGACUGGCCAGUGCACGGAAUGUCCACCUCGGAUGGCGACAACAGAGACGUGUUUGCCCUGGCUGCAACCCUGGCACUGUGGCUGAUCAUCCAGGAGCCCAAGUGCCAGGAUGCAGUCAUGAAUUACAUCCCCCGCCUGCUCGUGGCUCUGCUGUUCCAAGUGUCCAUGAGCACAGAGCAGGUGCCAGAAGAGGUGAACACCUUCUGGAGGGGAUGCCUGGAGCAACACCACCUUCCCACCCAGCCCAACAGGUUUUUGGUCCAGACCAUCAAGGCCCUGCUCUGCCGGCUGCAGUGGGACAAUGAGGUGGUGUCAGUGGAGCGCAAGUGUGGCUGGGACACGCUCCUCUGUGCUGACACCCAGCAUUAUGCAGUGGGGCUGCUGGCCAGGGAGAUGCGCCACGUCUUGCUCCCUUUCUAUUCCCCAAUGGCAAUCCACCUGCUGGGGCUGCUCAGCACUGAGGACCCCCGUUGGGAGCUGCCUGCUCUGGCCUUCCUUGUCGAGGUCCUGGACUUUCUGGACAGGAGUAAAUGUUGUGACAGUGUCCUGCCCAUCCUCUCAAGGAACCUGCGGAGCCAGUGCCAAGAGAGGCAGCGCCUGGCACUCAGAGGCCUCCUGGUGCUUGCUGUGGAUCCCUCAAUGGCCCAAAGCAUCUGCAGCCUGGCUGAAAGCCUCCUGGAGUUGCUGCCUGAUGCAGAUGGAGAGCUGGUUGUGAUGACCCUCUCUGUGUUUGAGGGUAUGCUCCAGGAUGAAGACAUUCGGGCAUUCGUCUCCACUGCCCCCAAGCUGGCUGAGGCACUCCGGCCACUCUUUGACAAUGACAACACCCACGUGCAGCUGCUCUCCAUUCGCCUCUUCCGAGAGGUGAUGGAGCUGCUGGUGGAAGAGGGAACACAGCUCUUGGAGACACAGGUGCACCAGAGCCUGGUCCCACUGUUCAUCCAUGGGUAUGAUGAGAACCAGUGCGUGGCAGAGGCCUCUCGGGAAGUGCUGCUUUGCGCUGCCAGGUUCCUCAAGAGAAGGGACCUGGAGAAGCUGCUGAGGAAAGAGCAGCACUUCAAGUUCUGUGAUUGCCUGAUGGACAAGGACGUGAGCCGAAGGGCCGAGCACCUGCACCAGGCCCUGCCCUACCUCCAGAGCCCACAGCAGCCCCUGCGAGAGGCGGCCGUCAGGUUCAUGGGGAUUGCUGCCUGGCACAUGCAAGACCUGCAGCUCCUCAUGAGGGCCUUUGAAGCCAUGAGCCAGGACGACUGCCCGUCCUACUGCACCAUGCGGACUGAAUUCUUGUCCGCUUUUAGACGGGCAGUAACAAAGUAAUCUCCAGCCAGACAACCUGCGUCCCUCCAACAGCACUGGAAGACCAAGGGACGAGACCACUUCUCAUCGGAGCUGGAGAUUCAGCUGAUGCUGGGCCCAACUGAGCCAGCCAGCAAGGCCAGGCAGCUCCUGGCCUGCCCACCUCUAUGAACAGCCCCUUCCCUUCCCAAACCUUCCCUUCCCAAACCUUCCCAAACCUUCCCAAACCUUCUCCUGCCCACACUUAAUCCUCCCUUUCCCCUUAGCUUAAGGUUCAUCCCUUCCCUUCCCCUUAGAUUAAUAAACAUCAGCUCCCCUCCUCUCCCCUCCCCUUCCCAAACCUUCCCCUUCCUCCCCAAGCCUUCCCUUCCCAAACCUUCUCUCCCCUCCCCUUCCCUUCUCCUGCCCACACUUCAUCCCUCCCUUUCCCCUUAACUUAAGAAACUUCAUCCCUCCCCUUCCCCUUAGAGUAAUAAACACAAGCUCCCCUCCCUCCCAAACCUUCCCUUCCCUCCCCUCCCCUCCCCUUCCCUCCCCAAACCUUCCCAAACCUUCCCUUCCCAAACCUUCCCUUCCCUUCCCUUUCCCAAACCUUUCCAAACCUUCCCAAACCUUCUCCUGCCCACACUUAAUCCUCCCUUUCCCCUUAGCUUAAGAAGGUUCAUCCCUUCCCUUCCCCUUAGAUUAAUAAACAUCAGCUCCCCUCCUCUCCCCUCCCCUCCCCUUCCCAAACCUUCCCUUUCCUCCCCAAACCUUCCCCUGUCCACACUUCAUCCCUCCCUUUCCCCUUAGCUUAAGAAGAUUCAUCCCUCCCAUUCCCCUUAGAUUAAUAUCAGCUCCCCUCCCCUCCCUUCCCCUCCAUCCCCUUUCCUUCCCUCCCCAAACCUUCCCAAACCUUCCCUCCUCUCCCCUUCCCUUCCCAAACCUUCUCUUCCCUCCCCUCCCCUUCCCUUCUCCUGCCCACACCUCAUCCCUCCCUUUCCCAUUACCUUAAGAAGCUUCAUCCCUCCCCUUCACCUUACAUUAAUAAACAUUCACUUUCUCCCCCUGA
Pseudopipra pipra is the source of this 5211-nucleotide messenger RNA. RefSeq lists its product as uncharacterized. NCBI's taxonomy places the organism in Eukaryota, Metazoa, Chordata, Aves, Passeriformes, Pipridae. The coding region runs from base 453 to 4181 and encodes 1242 amino acids. The record is from RefSeq and is a predicted model, not a curated record. The transcript is spliced from 23 exons. Gene Ontology annotation, cellular component: cytoplasm.